Molecule: messenger RNA, 216 nt
Organism: Paramecium sonneborni
Lineage: Eukaryota; Ciliophora; Oligohymenophorea; Peniculida; Parameciidae
Source: the annotation of a GenBank genome assembly
AGUUAAUUAAAAUGAAUGGGUUUAGAAGGAAUCAUUUUUGAGAUACAAAGAAAAUCAGAUUUUGAAAUCUAGACUUAAGAUUUAAAGGUUGAGAGAAUAUAUUCUUAUGAUAUAAUAUAAAAGUUGAAAGUUUAAGGACAUUAUGUGAGUUAGAGUUUGAUUUAAGUUUAUAAAAUAAUAAAUGAUUUAAGAGAUAAAUAAAAAAAAUAUUUUUGA